Molecule: messenger RNA, 894 nt
Organism: Propithecus coquereli (Coquerel's sifaka)
Lineage: Eukaryota; Metazoa; Chordata; Mammalia; Primates; Indriidae
Gene: TAS2R4
Product: taste receptor type 2 member 4
Exons: 1
Coding region: 1-894 (297 amino acids)
Biological process (GO): detection of chemical stimulus involved in sensory perception of bitter taste; sensory perception of taste; G protein-coupled receptor signaling pathway
Cellular component (GO): membrane
Molecular function (GO): bitter taste receptor activity; G protein-coupled receptor activity
Source: RefSeq, a predicted model, not a curated record
AUGCUUCAGGUGUUCUAUUUCUCUGCUAUUAUUGUCUCAGUUAUUUUUACUUUUGUAGGAAUCAUUACAAGUCUGUUUAUUACAGUGGUCAAUUACAAAACGUGGGCCAAGAGCCACAGAAUCUCCUCUUCUGAUAGGAUCCUGUUCAGCUUGAGCAUCACCAGAGUUCUUACGCUGGGAUUGUUUCUACUGAAUAUUAUCUGGUUAUUCUGUUCACAUUUUGAAAGGUCACACUUCGUGUCCAGUUUUUUUGCAUUUUGUUGGAUGUUUUUGGAUUCUACCAGUCUUUGGUUUGUAACCUUGCUGAACAGCUUGUACUGUGUGAAGAUUACUAAUUUCCAACAUGCAGUGUUUCUCCUGCUGAAACGAAAUAUCUCUCCAAAGAUCUCCAAGUUGCUGUUGGCCUGUGUGCUGAUUUCUGCCUUCACCAGUCUCCUGUAUGUUGUACUCAGCCAGACAUCACGUUUUUCUGAACUUGUGGCUAGUAGAAAUGUCACAUUAUUUGAUGAAGGUAUCUUGUCUUUGGUGACCUCUUUGGUCUUGAGCUCAUUUCUCCAGCUGAUCAUUAAUGUGACUUCUGCUUCCUUGUUAAUCCAUUCCUUGAGGAGACAUAUACAGAAAAUGCAGAGAAAUGCCACUGGUUUUUGGGAUCCCCAUUCUGAAGCUCAUGUAGGUGCUAUGAAGCUGAUGAUAUAUUUCCUCAUCCUCUACAUUCCAUGUUGUGUUGCUAACCUGCUCAAUUAUCUCCCUUUUUAUGUAGGGUUGGAUUGGGGGACCAAAUCCAUUUGUUUGAUUUUUGUCAACCUUUACUCUCCAGGACAUUCUAUUCUCAUUAUUAUCACACAUCCUAAACUGAAAACAAAGGCAAAGAAGAUUCUUUGUUUCAACAAAUAG